CCUGCUCGACCCGCCCUUGCAUCUGCUGCUCCGAAGCUUCCUCUGCCGAGACGAUGAGUCGCGUCCAGCACCAGCAGCAGCAACUCCACCACGUUUGCUCCUCCCCGCAGCAGCAACGAUGCGAUGACUGGAUUUUUCUGGAUGUUCCUAGUGAUAUCACCAUUGAUGUAAAUGGGGUGAGAUUUGCUCUGCAUAAGUUUCCACUGGUCACCAGAAGUGGUCGAAUUAGGAAGCUGAUCUCAGAGCACAGGGACGCUGCUGACACUGCAAAGAUCGACCUGCUUACCUUACCUGGGGGCCCUGAGACGUUUCAGCUGGCCGCCAAAUUCUGCUACGGCAUCAACUUCGAGAUCACGACCGCAAAUGUUGCUCAACUUUGCUGCGCGUCCGAUUACCUUGAGAUGACAGAGGAGUAUGCAGAAGGGAACCUGUCGUCCCGUUCCGAAGCUUACCUUGAUGACGUCGUUUGCAGAAGCCUGGAGAUGUGUGUCCAGGUGCUGCAACAGUGUGAAGGCCUCCUUCCCCUGGCCGACGAGCUCAAGAUCGUCAGCAGGUGCACCGACGCCAUCGCCUCCAAGGCAUGCGCGGAGCAGAUCGCCUCGAGCUUUUCGCGCUUGGAGUACAGCUCCGGAAGGCUGCACAUGAACAAGCAGGUCAAGUGCGGCGAGGACUGGUGGAUCGAAGACCUCUCCGUGCUUCGGAUUGACUUGUAUCAGAGAGUCAUCGAGGCCAUGAAGUGCCGAGGAGUUCGUCCGGAGAGCAUCGGAGCCUCGCUCGUGGACUGCGCCGAGAAGCUACUCAAGAGGAAGCCCAUCUUAGGGGCCAGAGCUGGUGCUUCAGCUGAGGCCAUCGAACGCGAGGAGAAGACGGUGAUCGAGACGAUCGCCGGCCUACUGCCGGGAGAGAAGCACACUGUGCCCAUGAGCUUCCUCUUCGGCCUGUUGCGCUCGGCGGUGAUUCUCGACUGUCCCAUGACCUGCAGGCUCAAUCUGGAGAGGAGGAUCGGGUCGCAGCUGGAGAUGGCUACUCUCGACGAUCUCCUGAUACCUUCUUCCCAACAUGCAGGGGAAACAAUGUUCGAUGUCGACGCAGUUCACAGGAUCCUCGUGGUCUUCUCUCAGCAGGACGACAGCGACAACGAUGGCUUGGGCUACGAAGCCGACGGUCCUCGCCCUCUCUCCCAAACUGCGCUGGACAAGGUGGGAAGACUAGUGGACAACUACCUCGCGGAGAUUGCUCCAGAUGCUAACCUCAAGCUUGCCAAGUUCGUGGUCAUCGCCGACGCCUUACCAGGGUAUGCUCGCACCACAGACGAUGGCCUGUAUCGCGCCAUUGAUAUCUACCUCAAGGUGUUUGUUCCCUGCUCCUUUGUUCUUGUCCUGCAUCUUGGAUCUGCAUCUCAUUUCCGUUGGAUCUUUCAGGCUCAUCAGGGGCUACCAGACUUGGAGAGAAAGAGGCUCUGCAAGCUGAUCGACUUCCACAAGCUCUCAGAAGAAGCCAGCGGUCACGCGGCACAGAACGAGAGGCUCCCGCUGCAGGCAAUUGUGCAGGUGCUUUACAUCGAGCAGCUAAGGCUCAGAAACGCAUUGUGCUGCUCCUACUCAGAGGAGGACCAGAAAACAGCUCCCCAGUCGCGAUGCACCAGCAAUGGCGUGUUCAGUGCAGGGCUGUCUCCUCGGGACAACUACGCGUCGCUGAGGAGGGAGAACAGGGAGCUGAAGCUUGAACUGGCCAGGAUGAGGCUUCGGCUGAGCGACCUCGAGAAAGGCCAUGCCUGCAUCAAACAAGAUAUGGAGACGUCCAACUCGCGAAAGCUCAUACUCUCCGUCUCCAAGAGGAUCCGAAAGCUCAAACUUAUUUAGUGGCGCAGCUUCUGAUUUGCCUUCCAGAGUCAGUAGCAAGCCUUGAAUCACACCUCGCCAUUGAUGCACAAACUCAAAGUUUGCCUCUGAGAGAUGAUGAUGUUAGCACUGUAAGUAGUAGUGUAUUGUGAGUUCACAAGCUCUGCCAAUCCUGGUUGGUUCAUUUGUUC
Musa acuminata AAA Group (dessert banana) is the source of this 2032-nucleotide messenger RNA. Its product is annotated as BTB/POZ domain-containing protein At5g48800-like. The transcript is spliced from 3 exons. Gene Ontology annotation, molecular function: protein binding. The record is from RefSeq and is a predicted model, not a curated record. Bases 54 to 1862 code for a protein of 602 amino acids. NCBI's taxonomy places the organism in Eukaryota, Viridiplantae, Streptophyta, Magnoliopsida, Zingiberales, Musaceae.